GGGAUUCAGCCUAGCUCAGUUUACUAGCGCACCAGAGAGCACAAACAUUUUCACACAUACGUGCUGUUGCUACAUUUUGACUGACCGCGCAUCAGAAACUCCAGAACGCAGAUGUCCCAAAGAACUGGCUUGCAUUUAGUUUUGGCUGCACAGAGCGCAUCCUAAGAGUGACCUCUUCCUGUUUAUUUGGGACAAGACAAGAAGUGCAAAGGAACUCCAAUGAAUCUCAAUGUGGACGCCUUUCCAAAUGUGGACUUCUUUCCAUUCGCAUAGGUCAGCCAGAUGAACACAAACACACCAGCCCAUAAAGCCAAGAUAAGGCAUCUGUGCUCCUUCCUUGUCCUGUGCUUGCAUUUGGCCAAUGGCGCUGUGCCAGGUCCAUGUAAGCACUCUGUGACGAAGGACCAUCUCCUCAAUUUAAGACGUCUGAUUGGGAACCAACUUCAAAAUGGCUGCUCUAUUAGCUAUAACUUCACAGAACGCCAGAGCUUGAGUGACAUCUGCUACAUUAAAGCAGCAUUCCCUCACAUGCUGGACCUUCUGAACACACACUUCAGAUAUGAAAGAGAUUCUGACAACUAUAACUACGUUAGCUCCCUGAAGAACCUAAUCUAUAACAUCUACUCUCAGAGAUGCAUCCCUCCAAUCAAUGAGGAGACUGAGGACAAUCCAGUGAAGUUUGCAAAGCUCUACAAGACUUCACCCAGGGUGGGACUGGAAAAAGCAGAGGAGGUCAUUCAAAUGUACCAGAAUCUGGUGACUAAGAAUGACAAACCUGUGGAAUGGAACUGUGAGGAUGAGUAUGUAGAGGACUCCCAAGAAUCAACCACUGCACAUCUCACCCAAAUGUCAGGGACCCCAGAGUGCAAAUGCUCUUGCACAAAAAUGAGUUCUACACUUUUAAAGGCAUUACCACUGACCAGAUUUUCUCUAAGUGCACCAACAACCAUAUCACCAACCAGGCCAUACCAGGAACCUGUCUUCAGCUACAAGAAUGUAGGAUCUAGAGCAUCUGAACCUGGUGUCAAACAAAAGGCAACUAAAAUUAUACAAGCCCAGUCUUCACCAGUUUCACCAGAUUCUGAAUCUUAUGGUACAACAGCUGGGAAUUUUCCCAACCUCAUCUUUUCCACCACCCUAGAUUUGACGGAUGGAAAAGUGGAGAGUUCACCAUCAUCAGUUCUUUCUUCAUCCAUUACAUCCUCAACCAAAUUAGCAAGGAUACCUCAAAAAAAAACUCUUCUUGUUCUCCACUCAGCAACUUCUCAACCCUCUCAAAGAAGCAUCACACCACUCAAUUCACACAGGAGCACAGCACUUUUACUUGCCAAGAGGUCUUUAGAUACCAAAGACCAAGGAAUACUGUCAGAUUUCUUCUCAAAACUUCUCCAGAGUUGGAUUACCACAGCCACAUCUGACUCUGCAGGAAUUCAUAAGAAAGGCGUGCAGAUCACUCCUCGAGCAACAGUGUACAACCCUUUCCAAACACUUCAUGCGGAAGUCACAGCUGCACCAUCCUUGAAAAUAAUGGAGGAUAUUUCAGAGUAUAUAAGCACUCCUGCUGAACAGUCUGUUGAUGUCAGCACUCCUACGCAUAUCCAAACUCAUCUUCACAUGGCUGCUUCUUUGCCAGAGAAUGUAAUUAAAGCAUUCAGUGAGGCAACAGACUGCAAAGAUUCCAAAUGUCAAAAGGACACUGAAGACAUGAAGGCUCAGAUUUCCAGAGAUCAUGUAGAGAGACCCUUGGAGAAAGACUUCCAGCUCACUAGCAGCUCCAUAAACACAGCACUCAUAAUCACAUCUGCGUGCUUAGCACUGAUGCUCAUCGCUGCCCUCCUCUUCUGCAAGCAGCAAAGGAACAUCAGACGGCUCUUUCAGAGACCAAGGGGAACAUCAACUCAAAGGUCGAGCAUCUAUGACAAAAUAGAGCUAUAGGAUUGCAAAGGAAAUAAAGGAUCCAAUGGCACAUCACAACAUGGUUGGAUGCUGAAAAUCCUCAUAGGAGAAAAACAAUGCCUUCUUUUAAUUUGCCCUACAGCCUUUUUAUUUCAUUUUCUUUCACCAGUGUCGUACAUACAUGCUGUGCACAUAGAAAUAUUUAAAGUUAUUAUUAAAAGUAAGUAUUUUUAUACAAUAAGAGUUUAAUUUCAUUAAACUGUAACAGAACUUAUUUUGUUUAUAGUAUGUUUAUCUUUCUGUUAGGAGAAAAUGCUAAAAGAUGUGAGUCACAAACAAAAUCAAAAGGACUUGCUAGCUUAUCAACCGAAGAGCAAGUCUAGAGAGAGCUGAUGUAAAUACCUCUUCAAUCUUCAGAGCAUUCUUGCAGCAAUUAUUCAGUUAAGUUGUGAUUAAUUAGAUAAAACACUUGUCGGAGCUACUGAGAAGUGUAAAAUAUUAUUUGAUUAUAUAAAGGCAGCCUUUUUGCUAUCCACUGGAACUCAAUACAACUUAUGCAACUAUAGAUGGGUGACAGUUUAAAGGAGAAAAGCGAAUUAAUGAGCAGAGAAACACGAGUGCUUCCAAAACAGGCGUACUCCAUGAGAAAAUAGAGCAAUUAACAUUCUACCAAGCUCUGCGGCAUAUAUAAAAAUGCAGAGCAGGCCCAGUUGACUUUGAUUUUGGAUCAAAAUGGCAAGAGAGAAACGUCUGAGUGACUUUGAAAGAGGAUUCAUUAUCAGGGCAUGGAUGGCAGGAGCUUCAGUCACUAAGACUGCUCGACUGGCCAGUGUUUGAAUAGAACUGAUACUGGGGUGCCAUCUUAAUUUGCAUCUAAAUCAGUAAGUAUGGUUGGGAAAUGUGGCUAAAAGCACUAUAAUGAUGUUCUUCAGGUGAGAAUGUCAAUGCAGGAUAUGAUCAAACUAACAUAACUACAAAGAGAGGGAUAUUAGUAUAUUAAUAAUAGUAUAUAUAAUAGUAGUAUUAUAUAUAGUAGGUUGCAGUGUGUAAACUCCUCACUACAAAGAUGAAUGCAUAUUUUAGAGUUCAAAGUGUAAAAACCAGGCACUGGUCUUACACAGAUGUGGAAAACAUGAUGUGGUCAGAUAAGUCAGCCUUCGACAUGUUCCCCACAAGUAGGUGAGUGUAUGUGUAGCAAUAGUACAGGCCUGAAUGCUGGACUGCUACAGUGAGGAGGUCUAGUGGCUCUGUCAUAAUAUGGAGGGCAUUUAACUGACAUUGUUUGGGUCCAUUCUGGCAAUGCGAUUCAAUACAAAGCUAUUCUGACUGAUGAAUUCAUCCUACAUACAACCCCAAUUCCAUUGAAGUUGGGACAUUGUGUAAAACAUAAAUAAGGUAUGUGAAAUAUGAAAGGUACAUACAGGUU
Molecule: messenger RNA, 3322 nt
Organism: Pygocentrus nattereri (red-bellied piranha)
Lineage: Eukaryota; Metazoa; Chordata; Actinopteri; Characiformes; Serrasalmidae
Gene: csf1a
Product: colony stimulating factor 1a (macrophage)
Exons: 10
Coding region: 283-1935 (550 amino acids)
Cellular component (GO): membrane
Molecular function (GO): growth factor activity; cytokine activity
Source: RefSeq, a predicted model, not a curated record